Molecule: messenger RNA, 2091 nt
Organism: Effrenium voratum
Lineage: Eukaryota; Dinophyceae; Suessiales; Symbiodiniaceae
Source: the annotation of a GenBank genome assembly
AUGGAAGCCGCACUUGAGUUCUGCAGUGCGUUCCCUGAAUGCUCCUCCUUCCAUGUCACUGUGCUGAGUCAAGACAAGAAGCAGUGCUUGGUCAAUCGGCAGAGUCUGUCGCCGCAGGCCGUUAGGACUUCACUGCAUCAGUGGUUAUCCCUGAGCCGAGUGCAUGUGUUCGUCCGACCAUUGCUCGGGAGAUUAGUGUUUCUAGAUCUGGAUGCUUUUGCUGGAAGUUGGGACACACUGAUCCGCCUGCGACCGCGAGUCGUUGCUGAGACAUCAGCUGGCCAUUUUCAAGCCUGGUAUGUAGUGCCAAAUAACUUGGCCAGCAAGACAGCCUUGUGGGUGCAGCAGCAGUUGACGCAAGCUUUGGGUGCCGAUAAAGCUGCAUGCUCUGGACAGCAGCAGGGCCGGCUUCCUGGCUCAUGUAAUUGCAAGCCCGGGAAAUCGCAUCAAGUUCGUAUCGUGCACCGCAGCACGCAUGACCUGGAUGAGGCCGUGUUUUUACAGCUGGUGCCGCAGGUGCGGCUCGUGGUGCAGGGUAGUCAUCUUCAGGCAAAGCCUACGCCGCAGCCUGCUGGCAUCACCGUGGACCGGUCGGCCGCAGACUGGCGUAUGGCGUGUACGUACUUUGAGAAGAACCCUGGGGCCACUGAGCAGGAUGCCAAGCGGGACCUGGCCAGCCAAUGGCAGGCAACACGUCCAAAUCAGGACUACUACGUUGACUUGACCGUCAAGAAGGCUGCUGAGAAAGUGGCUGGCAGAUCAGAGAAAGUGCCGCCAAUAGCACCUCCGGCGCUUGAGAAGCCUGCAGACCCUGUCCAGCGCUCUCUUGACCUCAUCGACAAAGAGUCCGUGCAGCAUUUGAUUGAGGCUGCCUUGGACAGCCGCUUUCCGAGGGCCGCGGAGGUCAGCAAGACUUGCUCGCAGUGUAGCCAGGAGCUGUUCAGGGCUGCGUACACCGUGGGCCAGUUUGCCAGUCAGACGCCUAUCUGCAAGACCUGCCAGCCAGUGGACGAGAGGCUCACCAAGCGAACCUUGGCGACCAAAACGUGCAGUGGCUGUCACCAAACCUUGCCACGGGACAACUUCACUGACACACAGUGGCGGGCAGGUGCUGCAAGCAAGUGCAAAUCUUGCACUGCCAGGGGGGCUGUGGCUGCCAAGAUCCACACCAAGGAAUGUAGGACGUGUCAUGAGAUCAAGGCCAAAGAGCUGUUCAGUGUCACUCAAUGGGAGAUGCCCAAGAUCAAGGGCUCUUCGUGCAGGCGGUGCUCAGAUCAAACUGCAAUCAAGCGACAGAAUGAGUUUUCCGAAGAGGUGUCGGUCAAGAGGCGCGCCGUGGUCGAAGAGGUUGGCGCUUCUCCGUGGCAGACGCAGGACCCUGCCGAGGCCAAACGGUGGCUUUUACAGGCCCCGCUGGAGGCCUUGCCGAGCAGCUUAGCCGAAACACGUCCACUUGAAAAGUGCAUACGACCCCCUCAUAAAAGAACGAGGGACUCACAACAAGGCUUGGUUUCGGGUCUUGUGGGUCCUGGGGGCUUCAGGCAAGGCCGUUUUAGAGUUAGGAGGAGCUUUUCGCAUUUGUUGCUCAAGCUAAGCAUGCAAGGAUUUUGGUUCCCGGGUCCGAACAUCGUAGGUGUCAACUUGCAGAGCCUGCAAGCUACGCAUGCCGUCGGGAAUCGACCAGAGUGGUGGAAGUGGGGCAUGAAGCUUGACGAUAGCCAGAUCCCCGUUCAGCAGAAGAUAAUGAUGUUGCAAGCUUCGCACCAGGACCAGAUGCACCUUGGUGGGCGCGAAGGCAUGGUGCGAGCGCUGCAUGAUGAGGGCAAACGCUGGCUCAACAUGGACCUGGACGCUGCGUACGUCCUACGUCACUGCUCUCAUUGCCUUGCCACCAGCACGCGGGGCGUCGCUGAGCCCGCCCCAAGACAUCUGCCUCGGCCAAUGGCUGCGGGCGACAUCCUUGGAGUGGACUUAAAGAAAGUCGUGCCACCUGAUGGCGCCCCUUGGGUCAUGCUGCUCCUUGUCGAUUUUGCGACAAACCGGCUGUGGGCGUUUGAUAUGGACGUUGAUAAGCUUCUUGGCUUAGAGUAG